Molecule: messenger RNA, 1090 nt
Organism: Vigna angularis (adzuki bean)
Lineage: Eukaryota; Viridiplantae; Streptophyta; Magnoliopsida; Fabales; Fabaceae
Product: remorin
Exons: 6
Coding region: 82-933 (283 amino acids)
Source: RefSeq, a predicted model, not a curated record
AGAAACCACCUACCUGUGGCAAAUGGAUGACACGGCACCUUACUCAUAGAAGGGAAGCCAGAUAACAUAAUUUGUACUAGAAUGGACAAUUUUUUGAAUCAAAUGAGGGUGCCAUUUACUGGUGCAGAGGAGAGCAAAUCUGGUCUAGGUGGCACCAAGGAUCCGAAAAUACCAAUACAAAAAACUCGGUCUUUCAAAGGAGAAAACAAGGGUGGCCAGAAUUGGUUCCAGAAACAGUUUGCAAGGAAAAGAAGCGGUGAUCAUGAGUCCAGAGACAUGGACCAUGCUGCUGCAGUAGCUGCUGCAGCCUUUGCAAUUAAUUUGCUAGAUGUCUCUGAAGAGAAGAAAGAAAGCCCGAAGGCCUUGUUGGAAAAGACCAAAAGCAGGGUGAAUGGCACAAAACCUCCAAUUCCCCUACUUAGUAGUGCCUCCAAGAGAUUGUCAGGUUCAUUUAGAUUAAAAGAUGACCAAGGUAAGAAGCCAGAAGAGGCAAUUAUCCCUGCACCAUCAAUGAAAAAGACUUCAACAUUCAUUGAUAAAAAGCCUGAGACUUCAACAAAGCAUGAUCUUGGAAGACAGACAACUCUUGGCGAAUCUUUCGAAAGACACACAAAAGCAGAUGAAUGGGAGAGAACCGAGCUUCAAGAUAUCAGACAAAGGUACGACAAGUUGAGAGAGAGGAUAGAUUCAUGGGAAAACAAGAAGAAGAUCAAAGCCAAACACAAGCUAUAUGAAGAAGAGAGAGUACAUGCAAAACGAAAGAUGAGAGCUUUAGAGGAUUUUCAAAAUAAGAUUACAUCUAUAGACAACAUUGCAGAACGGGCGAGAACCAGGACAGAAGAAAGCCGGAAGAAUGAAGUAAACAAAGCGAAAGCAAAGGGAAAUGUAAUUCGAUCAACAGGCAAAAUGCCAGCCAUUUGCUUCUGCUUCUGAUAUCACCAAUUGUGUAUUAUCACAAGGUUUGGGGAACUAACGGAGAUCUAAAUAUAUGUUUUACAGUUGUAUCUAUAGCUCUUAGUCCUCACUUGAAACUUUGAAACAAUGCAAGUUCCUAUAAAAUUUGGAAAAUGAAAAACUGAACAGUUAAACA